Poeciliopsis prolifica (blackstripe livebearer) is the source of this 1596-nucleotide messenger RNA. Its product is annotated as fucolectin-4-like. Bases 123 to 668 code for a protein of 181 amino acids. The record is from RefSeq and is a predicted model, not a curated record. NCBI's taxonomy places the organism in Eukaryota, Metazoa, Chordata, Actinopteri, Cyprinodontiformes, Poeciliidae. The transcript has 6 exons.
CUAGUGGACAACAUUUCGCUCCAACUUAGAAACACUGACAAAUGAAAGCUGAGGUGUGACUGAGAGAGAGUCAUAAAACCAGCAGAGAGUGAUUGACGUCAUCCCAAAGUCGUCUGUGAUUCAUGUACGAAGAACAAAUUCAGAAACCAUCUAAGACGAUGUGGAGACUGUUACCCGUCCUACUGAUUGGAAGUCUGUAUGUAACUCAGCAGACAACAGGUUUCUGCAACCAAUCAGUGAUAGAUCUGACUGACAAGAAGACAUCCCAGUCUUCGAACUUUGCUAAUAAAUACAGCCGACUAACCAACGCUGACAAGGCCAUUGACGGGAAUCGCUCCACAUGUUCUCUCACCCUGAUCAACUCUAGCUCCUGGUGGACCAUUGACCUGCUGGGCGUUCACAACAUUUCCUGUGUCUGUAUAUACAACCAGAACUGCUCCAGUCUGAACUUAAAGCCUGCCCAGAUCUACAUAGGAAACUCUCCGAACAACGUCAAACUAGCCUACAACAUCACAAAUUUCACCGCAGGCCAGAUAAACGUCUUCCAGUUCCCCAAAUCAGUGAUUGGGCGCUUCGUGAAGGUGAUCAGAGAAGGACAACAAGCCAUGGUUCUUUGUGACGUGAACAUCACUGGCACGCCGCUGGAACCUCCAUAUUGUGAAGACUGACUGUCGUGACGAAUCCCUGAAAAACCGAGGAGAAGAUCAGAGAUUGGAUCAGAAUCCUGGCUGGGCAGACGCAGACAGAACGGCCCUCUGUUUGAAACGUUCAUUUUUAUUUCUGCCUUUGGGUGGUUGGUUUGAUUUUCCUUCUUUGAGUGAAACGUAUUAUGUCAUAGUAAUAUUUAUAAUGUUUAAUGCACUAAAGCUUGCUGUGAAAGGCCGCUGAUGAUCAUUGCUUAUUAGGUUGUUUAAUCAAAAUAAAUGGAGAAGUACAGUAAAUGUUUUCUUUUUUCAAACAUCACAAAAUAAUUGAAAUAAUUAUGCAAUUUUUGAAAUACUGUAGUCACUCAUUGAGAGAACUGAUUUGGCAGCUUUGACUGCUUUUUUAAUGGUAGAGAGACGAUUUCAAACAGUGAUUUUAGAAACCAUUUCAACUGCAGUCAAAAUGAUUUUUGCUAUCGGUUGGGGCUUCGGGUUUCUUGUAGGAAAGUUUCUGGGAUGUAGGAUUAAAGAUGACGUUUGAGCAGAGACAGAUUUAAAUACUUUGGUUUUGACAUUGUCGCCAAAGACGACGUGAAAGAUGAUGGUGUGUUAGUAGAAAGCGAAGAGGACUGGAGAUGGAAACACUUUGGCUUUGAAGACAUUGUCCCUGAAGACCAGUUUGACAGCAUGGACGCCAAAGACAUGGAUGUUUCCUCUAAUAACAUUCAUUCUGGAAGAAGAAUGGUCUUCAGAAGAAGAAAACUCAAAUUGACCCAGGAGCUUUGAGGAAGCUCAUUAAUGACCUGAUCCACCGGCGGGACCCCAAGAAAUCGGGUGUGGCGUUCGGCCCAUCCCUGCUUCUGCUGCUCACCAGUGUCACCAUCACCUUUCGCAUCUAUCCAGGCACGUGGACACCAGACUGACCCACAUCAACCAAGCCCUGAAGCAGAUG